Messenger RNA from Sinocyclocheilus grahami, 270 nucleotides. RefSeq names its product somatolactin-like. Gene Ontology annotation, molecular function: growth hormone activity; growth hormone receptor binding. Gene Ontology annotation, cellular component: extracellular region. The record is from RefSeq and is a predicted model, not a curated record. Gene Ontology annotation, biological process: positive regulation of receptor signaling pathway via JAK-STAT; response to nutrient levels; positive regulation of growth. The transcript is spliced from 2 exons. NCBI's taxonomy places the organism in Eukaryota, Metazoa, Chordata, Actinopteri, Cypriniformes, Cyprinidae. The annotation marks the transcript as partial.
ACCAAGUGGGUGUCUGAUAAACUGCUCAGCCUUGAGCAGGGGAUGGUGGUCCUCAUCCGCAAGAUGCUGGAUGAAGGGAUUCUGACGUCCUCGUCUAUCUUCGAGCAUACGCUGACCCCAUACAAUGAACAGUCCCCAGAGGUGCUGGAGUCCGUUCUCAGGGACUACAACCUACUCAUCUGCUUCAAGAAGGACGCCCACAAGAUGGAGACCUUCCUCAAGCUACUCAAAUGCCGUCAGAGCAACAAGCUCAGCUUUCCUACUAAACAU